CCCAGCUCCUUCUGCGCCGCGGCGGGCGGGGGCUGCGGCGGCUGCGGGCCCGGCCGCCCCCCGGGCGGGAGCCGGAGCGGAGCCGGAGCGGAGCCGCCGCCCCGCCCGCGGUACCCCCGCCGUUGGCGUGGAAACGGGCUGGCGGCUCCGGCUCCUCCUCCAGCGCCAGCGCCGCGCUCCCCCUGCCCGGCUCCCCGGCGAGAGCGCCGAGCACCUCCCUGUCUCCCGCGGGGGGCCGCCGGACAAGUGCUCCCACUGCCGCCUUCGGAACGGCCCGCGUUUUUCCGGUUGUGUUUUCCAGGGAGAAGAUGGGAAAGGGCAGGUUCCUGCUCCUGCCGGGGCUGCGGGGCUAGUCCCUGCGGUCGUGGUGUGUCUGCUCGGCAAAUCGCAGAUGCUGAUGUGAAAAAGGGCCAAAGCAGAGGAGAGGCGUCAGUGGAUGCGAGCGUUUGUACUGAUGGAUUGAGGAGGUGGAGGCUGCCUGCCUGGUGCUGAAGAGGUGGAAAGAACAGAUUUACAGAGCUGAACUGGAUCAGCUGAAGAAGUGGGGGAAGAGAAACAAAACAAGCACAGUACCAGUGAAAAGAGCUUCAGCUUUAUCUUGCAGCAUCACCACAGCAACCAGAGAACACGAUCAGAAGAAAAGGCUAGAGCAGAGAAGGUGAAAGUGCGGCUUCUUACCUUUGGACAGAAGGCAGCAAAAUCAUUAUGCAGAACAGAAAUGGGUAUUUGAUGGUUCUAGACAAACUGUGGCAAAGGGAAGCGUCCCGUCAUUAACAGGAAUGUGCCACAUUUUAUGCACUGGGAAGGGGAGUGCCAUGAGAUCUACUGAAGAGACUAUUUCAGUGGCUGCACACCUACAUGUGUUUGCACCCCUGCUGGGACUCAACUAGGUGGCUGUAGGCAUCGGGGAUCAUCAGGUAUUGGAUAGGGACCGUUUUUCCUUUCGGGGCGUACCUGGCACGUGAACUAAAAAGCACCGCAGAUCUUUUUGUGAGACGCCAACAGAGUGAGCCAGUCUGCACCCGUUCCCUUCUGUACCUGCCUGCUGUACCAUGGGAUGUCGGCAAAGCUCUGAGGAGAAAGAGGCAGCGCGGCGGUCGCGAAGGAUUGACCGCCACCUGCGCUCUGAAAGUCAGCGACAACGAAGAGAGAUAAAACUCCUCCUCCUGGGCACCAGCAAUUCUGGGAAGAGUACUAUCGUAAAGCAGAUGAAAAUCAUUCACAGUGGUGGCUUUAACUUGGAGGCCUGUAAGGAAUACAAACCUCUGAUUAUCUAUAAUGCAAUUGACUCUCUCACACGUAUCAUUCGGGCUCUGGCCACCCUUAAGAUAGAAUUUCACAACCCUGACAGAGCAUACGAUGCAGUGCAGCUUUUUGCCCUGACAGGCCCAGCCGAGAGCAAAGGGGAGAUUACCCCAGAGCUGCUGGGGGUGAUGAAGAGGCUGUGGGCAGACCCCGGCGUGCAGGAGUGUUUUUGCCGCUCCAACGAGUACCACCUGGAGGAUAAUGCUGCGUACUACCUGAACGACCUGGAACGGAUCGCAGCUCUGGACUACAUCCCCACGGUGGAAGAUAUUCUGCGGUCUCGGGACAUGACCACAGGGAUUGUAGAAAAUAAGUUCACCUUCAAAGAGCUGACUUUCAAAAUGGUGGAUGUGGGUGGACAGAGAUCUGAACGCAAAAAGUGGAUCCACUGUUUCGAGGGGGUUACAGCAAUAAUUUUCUGUGUGGAGCUGAGUGGGUAUGACUUGAAGCUGUAUGAAGAUAACCAAACAAGUCGAAUGGCAGAAAGUUUGCGUCUGUUUGAUUCCAUCUGCAACAACAACUGGUUUAUCAACACUUCCCUCAUCCUUUUUUUGAAUAAGAAAGAUCUGCUGGCAGAAAAAAUCCGACGCAUCCCCUUAACAGUCUGCUUUCCUGAAUACAAAGGCCAAAACACUUACGAGGAGGCAGCAGUCUACAUCCAACGCCAGUUUGAGGACUUGAAUCGCAACAAGGAGACCAAGGAGAUCUACUCACACUUCACCUGUGCCACUGAUACCAGUAACAUACAAUUUGUGUUUGAUGCAGUGACAGAUGUCAUCAUUCAGAACAAUCUCAAAUACAUUGGCCUCUGCUAAGAAUCCUUGGGUUUAAUCUGUUUUCCUGGAGUGAUAAAAAAGGGGCUAACCUCUUCCACUUCUAGUGGAAAAAAAUUGGGCAAUGCUUAAUAGCCCAAGGAAAGAAAAGGGGAAAUCUGAUAUAUGAACACAGUUCCUCUUAUGCCCCCUUAACCUGCUACAUCAUUUCCCCCAAAUAUAUGUUCUGGAGAGUGAGAGCCUCCUCUCCAAGGAAACCAAACACCCCCAGUGAAAAAAAAAAACCCAACCAAAAACUCAAAAAUCCCCAAACAAAAACAAAAAAAGAGAUUGAGGCCUAACUCUGUGGAGAUGUUUCACCACAGUCACUGCACUUUUAUUCCAUUUGUUUCAUUCCAUUUCCUACAGUGGGAGUGUUAUCAUGUUCUGUGUAAGAAAUUACUCUUCAUCCAGUUGUCCUAAAAUUUUAUUGACAUAAAAAUAUAAAUCUGGUGAGUGACAGAUGAACUUGUUUGCAGGGUGUGGAGCAAAAUGUUGUGUUGGGGAGAAAAGCUAGUUCAAACCAGAAGCUACUGAAUGAGAGAGUUUAAGCAAAAUGCUACUUAAAUUUGUAGAGUGGGUAUGCACCCACAAUAUUGGUAUCCACAGUCAAGAGUAUGUACACAUCCAUCAUGUAUGCACAUGCACAUGACUCUAAGCAUAUACUAUGUACACACCUCUGCUUUACUUUACUGUUUCUCAUGGACACCUUGCCUAUUAAAGGAAUUGUUGGUGCGCAACUGUUUUGUGAUUUCCAAACUGACUAGCAGCUCUUUCUGCUCUUUAUGGCUUCAAAUAUGCAGCAAAAUUACAUGAAAUGAAUCUCUGAAUAGGCCAAAUUAAGGUCGGUGUUUCUUCUACUGAUAAGGAGUUUUAUACAUCAAAACAGUCUUCUUUUACAUCUUUUUUUGCCAAAUCUUGUGGUGUUUCAUGAAAAACCAAAUUAUAUUUAAGAAGUAGGUUAGUGUUCCUUUUUUAAUACAGAUUAAAAAAAAAUAAAUCACAAAGCAAUUUUUUAAAUUAUUGUUGUAGUGUCUGGAUUGCUGAAUGUGAAAGUUGCCAACGGACAAUUCUGUUCCACUGCUCCAAAUACCUUCUGGGUAUCGUAAUAUUGUAAGAGAUUUCCCAAGAAGCAGGAGCCAUGGAGAUUGUGUAGUAUAUAGCCUCCAAAGUCUUUUUUUGUUGGUUUUUUAAAUUAUUUUUAAAAUGUGAUGUGUUAUUAGAAGGUUAAAGAUGAGCGAUAUGAACAAUAACUAAAUGUCUUUAUAUUUCAAUUUAAUAAUUUAAAUUAUUUACAGUUUAGUCAAGUUAAGGAAACUGAAGAGAUGCAAUCCUCAGCUCCAGGUUUCAUCUCAUAAAGAAACACUACUGGAUGGAGUAACAUUCCGGCAAAAGUUUGAAUGCAUAAAGAAGCUCUGUGGGACUGUACUGGAAAAUCUCAUAUGGAUUAUAUAGACCUAAGUCUUUGGUCAGUUGGUUCUUUCCCCUGCCAUAGAAAAGACUUCUUAAAGACUUCAGUGUAAAGUUGGUGUGUAAAUAUAUGUUUGAUAACUGUAAAGCACAUACGUACACAGAGACACAGACACACAUGCACACUGGAAAAUCACCUUCUACUUUUGUUCCCCUUAUGUACUACAAUUAGUGCAAGAAAUCUCAGCCAAGGGCUCUAAGAAAAUUAAAACAAAAUGGUUAAUAACAUCAACAUUUAAAUUGUCCACUUCAAAAAUAAAUAAUUCAAAUGAUA
Molecule: messenger RNA, 3861 nt
Organism: Poecile atricapillus (Black-capped chickadee)
Lineage: Eukaryota; Metazoa; Chordata; Aves; Passeriformes; Paridae
Gene: GNAZ
Product: G protein subunit alpha z
Exons: 3
Coding region: 1053-2120 (355 amino acids)
Biological process (GO): adenylate cyclase-modulating G protein-coupled receptor signaling pathway
Cellular component (GO): heterotrimeric G-protein complex
Molecular function (GO): G-protein beta/gamma-subunit complex binding; GTP binding; GTPase activity
Source: RefSeq, a predicted model, not a curated record